AUGUCUGCGAGAGGAAAGAAACCAGUCGUCUUGUCUGCGUCAAAACCUGAUGUCACCACCACAAAUCCUACGAACAGCUCUGUCGCCCCUGCGGUUCCUGCUCAUGUUAUUUACAAGUUACUAGCUUUUACAUUUGCUAUGAUGGCAGGGCCAAUAUCAAUAUAUUUCUUCUCCCUAAAUAGGAUUUUUGAUGGCAACUCUACCUAUGCAGGCGCAACUGCAGCGAUCACAGCAAAUAUUGUGUUAAUAGGAUAUGUUGUCGUAGCUUUUCAAGAGGAUCAGAGUGAGGAUUUGCAAGAAAAGAAAAACGAAUAG
This is a messenger RNA of Blumeria graminis f. sp. triticale, 315 nucleotides long. Lineage: Eukaryota; Fungi; Ascomycota; Leotiomycetes; Helotiales; Erysiphaceae. The record is from the annotation of a GenBank genome assembly.